Messenger RNA from Babesia sp. Xinjiang, 387 nucleotides. RefSeq names its product NHP2-like protein 1 (gene snu13). The record is from RefSeq and is a predicted model, not a curated record. NCBI's taxonomy places the organism in Eukaryota, Apicomplexa, Aconoidasida, Piroplasmida, Babesiidae. Gene Ontology annotation, molecular function: RNA binding. The transcript is spliced from 2 exons. Gene Ontology annotation, biological process: mRNA splicing, via spliceosome; maturation of SSU-rRNA; ribosome biogenesis. Gene Ontology annotation, cellular component: precatalytic spliceosome; small-subunit processome; nucleolus. Bases 1 to 387 code for a protein of 128 amino acids.
AUGUCGAGUGAAGACAGUAGUUCUAAGGCUUUUCCUCUUGCUACUGAGGAGAUGAAUGGCCUUCUUCUUGAUCUUGUUCAGCAGGCUUGUAACUACAAGCAAUUGAAGAAGGGUGCGAACGAAGCUACUAAAGCAUUGAACCGUGGUCUUGCUGAGAUUGUUGUUUUGGCUGCUGAUGCUGAGCCUCUAGAGAUAAUAUUGCAUCUUCCUUUGGUUUGUGAAGACAAGAACAUUCCUUAUAUUUUUGUCAAGAGCAAGAUAGCUUUGGGUCGUGCUUGUGGCGUGUCACGUCCUGUUGUUUCUUGUGCUAUUAUUAGUCGUGAGGGAUCUCCUAUGAACCAGCAGAUUGUGGAAGCUAAGGACCAUAUCGAGCGUCUUCUUGUUUGA